AUUUUUUGAAAAUAUUUACAACAAUUUUCUUACAAUUUUUUAAAUAAAUAUAACUUUUAAUGGAAGCUUUUAAGGAAUUAUUGGAAUUUUCUUCCUCAAGGUUUUGCAAAUUUUCAGAAAUUUGGUGAAUUUUUUUGCUAAAUUUUUCAAUAUUUUUCAGUCAAGGAAACAAUAGUGUUUGGUCCCCAUAAGUGAGGACAACAGGAGGGUUAAAUUAGAUCAACUAUUUCAGCAAAGUAUCACCACUGUUGUUCUUUCAUGCCACUAUAACUGCUGCUUCAGAUGACAUUUUUAAAGCCAAAAUUCAACAAUCAGAUUUGGUUUAUGGACUUAGUGCUUCCCUUUUGGGAUGAAAUGCAUCAAUAAUUUUUGUUAGAGCUGAUAAUAAAAACAAUAUAUAAGACAUGUUGAUAAUUUUCAUUAGUUUUUCGUGAAUGGACGGUAAUCUUUAGCUGUUUUCUGCCCAAAUUAGAAAGCCACAUACAACAGUGAACCCAGGGAUUGUGUGUGAUGUACUGUAAGUGCAGUUCUCCUUCACUGAUCCCUAAACAAAGCCCAAAGCUCAAAAAUACAGAAAGUCCAUCAUGAAAAUAUUAAUAGAAUCUCCCGUCCGUCAGCGGAUGGAAGAGGCUUAUUCUGUGAAUGAACAGGAUGGUUCCAUGCAUGCAAACAGAGAUGAGACACACAGACACGCCCUUCCCCCUGCUGGUGUGCAGAAAAAUGGGAAUGAGUAGUGGGAGCUGAGGAUGAAACAGCAUCCCCCCCGAUUCAUCCUUCCUCCAUGCAUCCAUCUCCUCCCCUCGCCUCCAACUCCUCUCCUAAGACUGGAGCCCAGCUCUCAUGUGAUUCCACGAUUAGACCGCCCACGCAACAUACACGUGCUUCUAAUACACACAAACUCUUCCUCCCAUCACAUACAUGUACAUUUCACGCUUUGCCUCCCAUCGCAUUCAUUGCCUGCUUUGAUGCAUAUACCAUCACACACGUCACAUGCUCACAUGGCAUUAGUUGGAGUUUUGUGGGAGGUAAACCCCCCCCACCAACAACUAUUGCUGCAGAUCAGUCAAUGAGCAGCUUCAGAGAGGGGGGAGAGUUAUCCAUGCUGGCAGUUGGGAACAAAGGCAGGCUCAUGGGAGGCCGGGGUGUACAUUGUUUCUGCAUCGCUGGCGACCUUAUCGAACAGUUUGAUUAAAUACAUCUUAAAUGAGCCCUGAAAGCGUGUUGAAGGAAGACUGAGACCUCCCUUAAACAAUGUUUGCGUAGUCUGAUUAAGGAGAUGCUCAUUACGCAGCAGCAAGCCUGUUUUUCACCAGCUGUCAUCACACUGGUUUGGAGAUAAGCAUAAAAACAAAUAAAGGCGACUUCAUGUGCGUCAUUUCUGCCAUGCGGAUACAUUCAUGAUUUCUUUUACAAAUAAUGUGCUCAUCCUUGGGUAAGCUUUAAUUUUACAAAUGCAAAGGUUGACUACUAAACUUGGAAACAUUAAUUCAUAUUUUAACCCAAGAUUAACGGAAAUGUGCCAUGUGAGGUAGUUUUCAUUCAGUUUUCACACAGUUUCAUAUUGUCUUUAAUAUGUUAACACAUCUGAGCAUAUUUCUGUCAGAGUUUGUUGUUAUCUUGAGAUGAUUGUAGUGGUCAAUGUACUCACAUCCUUGUGGUUCAUGGUGUACUGGUUUUAUUUUUGGCUACAUGAAUGAAACCCCCCUCCCCACCCAUUCAGAGCUUUUCCCUCAUAUCUUGUUCAAACUUGGUGCACAUGGUGCAUCUCACAACCUCCGCCUCUGACUCUCUGCUCUGCCUACUUUGUACGUCUACCGACCAAUGACGGCCCUCUGUGUCUCCGACCGCUGCUGCAGCAGGCGCCUGAUUGGCUGCUAUUCUUAGGCAUUUUUGGAAGGAGGCGGAGAUUAGAGUACCUCGUUCUCCCUCUGUUUACACACAUAGUGAGCAGCCAGUAACUGAGUGAAUGAGGGAGAGUCAGGGGGAGCGAGGGAGUGUGGCUUGUCUGCCUUGCAUCCUUGCAUCCCGCAGCAUUCCCACAGCUAUGCUUCCAAUCCCUCCUUCUUCCAUGGACCUCUGAACGGCUCUCUUUUUUGUCCAUCUCUACGGCACGCGCUGGUCAAAGCUUCCACAAGUCUAACCAGUGGACUGUCUGCUUGCAGUGGAUUUUGCUCAGGCAAGCAGUAUAGGAGCACAAAGUGUCCCUGCUGUCCGUUGCUCUGAAACGGGCAGUGUUAGAGGACGACCAGAAAGCCCAGCUCCCUCACUCCGUUUUGUUUUUGCUCUCAUGCUUGACUUUGCGCUGAAAUGCCAGAAGUGACUUAUUUCAUCUCGGUGUCGCGGAUGUUCACUCAGUUCAAGAGGAUGCUGAACCGAGAGCUCAGCCAGCUGUCAGAAACCAGCCGUUCAGGGAACCAGGUGUCUGAGUUCAUCUCCAGCACCUUCCUCGAGAAGCAACAUGACAUGGACAUCAUGUCUCCCCCCACCAAGGAGAAAGACAAGAAGAAGCGGCCCAUGUCCCAGAUCAGCGGUGUGAAGAAGGCAACCCACAGCCCCAGCCUUGCACCCUCAACUAUCCCUCGCUUUGGGGUCAGCGCCAGCCAGGAAGAUCUCCUUGCCAAGGAGCUUGAGGACAUAAACAGAUGGGGUAUUGACAUCUUUAAAGUCUCCGAGUACUCGGGGAGUCGCCCACUGACGGUCACCAUGUACACCAUCUUCCAGGAACGAGAGCUGCUAAAGUCCUUUAAGAUUCCAGUGGACACGUUCAUUACAUUCAUGAUGACUUUGGAGGAGCACUACCAUUCAGAUGUGGCCUACCACAACAACAUCCACGCUGCAGAUGUGGUCCAGUCCACACAUGUGCUGCUGUCCACGCCUGCACUGGAGGCUGUGUUUACUGAUCUGGAGAUCCUCGCCGCUCUGUUUGCCAGCGCCAUUCACGACGUGGAUCACCCCGGAGUUUCGAAUCAGUUUCUCAUCAACACCAACUCAGAGCUGGCCCUGAUGUACAAUGACUCGUCGGUGCUGGAGAAUCACCACCUGGCUGUCGGCUUCAAGCUUCUGCAGGAAGACAACUGUGACAUCUUUCAGAACCUCAACAAAAAGCAGAGGCAGUCGCUGCGCAAAAUGGUCAUUGACAUGGUGCUGGCCACUGACAUGUCUAAACACAUGAACCUAUUAGCAGACCUGAAAACCAUGGUGGAGACCAAGAAAGUUACCAGUCUGGGAGUCCUACUGUUAGACAACUAUUCAGAUCGCAUACAGGUUCUUCAGAACAUGGUUCACUGUGCAGAUCUGAGUAACCCCACCAAACCUCUUGAGUUGUACCGGCAGUGGACAGAUCGUAUCAUGGUGGAGUUUUUCACGCAGGGUGACAGAGAGAGAGACAAAGGCAUGGAGAUCAGCCCCAUGUGUGACAAACACAACGCCUCAAUAGAGAAGAACCAGGUGGGCUUCAUCGACUACAUCGUUCAUCCUCUGUGGGAGACGUGGGCCGACCUGGUUCACCCCGAUGCUCAGGAGAUCCUGGACACACUGGAGGACAACAGAGAGUGGUACCAGAGCAUGAUCCCCCACAGCCCCUCACCCAACCCAGAGGGUCUGGAGGAGGGAGCCAACACCGGGGAAGCCUCAUCUCUGAGUGGAGGAGGCGUCUCUUCUGCAGCCGACAAGUUUCAGUUCGAGCUGACCUUGGAAGAAGAAGGAGAAUCCGAUACAGAAAGUCCGCCUGAGGAAGAGGAGGGCUACAGCAGCAGCAGGGGGCCUGAAGCCGGCAGAACUGAUUCGACUCGACGGCUUCCCAAAAUGCUCACUAGUGACUCAGGCAGGACGUUUUCUUUAGACUCUGAGAAAGAUAUGGCAGAAGACAGAGAGACAGACCAAGAAGGCGUCUCUGGAGUAGCACGCUUCAGACUCGGCACAUAGCACCAGUCAAAAGUACUUUUUCUUUUGGCCUUUUUCUGUUUCAUUUUUUCUUGAUUUCAGUGCCUCGUCCUCUGCCACUCCCCUUCUCCCAUGGCAAGCAAACACCACCACCUCUGUUCUUCUUGGACAGGGUGAUAGCAAGACUCGGAGUGGGGUGUACGGGAGUGCGGGUGAUUGUGGAGGAUAUUAAGAGGGUCUGCAGUUUUUCAUAGCAGUCACUUGCACUGGAGAGAGACAGAAUCCCUGUUCCAGUGAGGACAGGAAACCAAGUUUCUGACCUGAUCUGUGUGUUCUGUAUCUUUCAUACAGACAAACUGUGGCUAAAGUUCUUCAGAUACAAUGAGAAGUUAAAAAAAACUUCCUUUUCUACCAACCAGCCUAAGGUCUACUACAACUCAAGACAGCACUGUCUUCCUCUUUUGGAGUAUUUGUGAAGAAAAUGAGGACGUGAUGAACCGUAAAAACAUAAAGUCUUUUAAGACUUUUUACCAAACUUGCAAAUUACAGGGACAAUGCUGUUUUGCCUGCCUUUUUUUUGUUUUUGUUUUUUCAUUUAUUUUCUGUUGUCUUUUAUUUUAAUCCAUACACACUAAUGAAGAUACAGUCAGCAGCAGACUUGAAAGCAGUGGAAGCAAAGUAAUCGAAGAAAGGAACUAUGCAUGGUUUUUAUGCAGGAAACAUAAAUGUAGCCAAUGUUUCAGUAACUGUUCGCUGUUAUUGUACACAUACAGUAGCACUUCUUUCAGGUGGUGUUGCGCAGCAUAUUUAGAUGUGUUCAACAUGCAGCCGUUCUAGAGGAAGAUAGCAAUGAAUGAGCUGGCACUACAUAAUGCUUUGAUGUAUUAUUUCCAAUUUUAUAAUCCUACACUAAGAUAUUGUCAGCAACAAACCUGAGACAGUGUCAAUGUAGUGUUAUGCAGUCAUGGAAUUACAUCCAAAGGAGUUUGGACUGUGCAUAUGGUGCCUCCUAGUGUCCACAAGUGGAACUGAAGUUCUGGUACCAAGGCAAAUGAUAUACAAGGUUUUGGCCUAUAUGGAAAGUACAUUCACAAGGUAUUUAAUGGUAGGACUACCAGAAAUGUCAGUUAUGUUUUAGUUUUGUUGCUCAUUUUUGAUUAUUUUGUUUGUUCAUUUUUUUAAAUUGAAAUCACACUUUUUCUCGUUCUUGAUGUUCGGCACCGAUUUUUAUCAGUUUGCCUUAAAGUUUGCCACAUUUUAGUUUUUGUUCACAGCUAGCCCUCGUUGUGGAUUUUAAGGGCUCGAGCCAAAACAUGAACACACUGGAUGCUGUGGAGCGAGAAACAGCAACCAGCACAGACACCGUGCAAAAACCUAAUGCUACAGCACAGCUACAGAUACAUCGAACUAUUCUUUAUCGUUACUAAAUAAUGUGUUAAACACGGCGUCCAUCUACUGAAAUAGGGUCUUUUGAUAAUAUCCACUUGCAUAAAGACUGAUGAGGGUGUCUCAUUAGAAGCAUAAGGGUUGCAAAGACAGAUUUUAGCAUCAUUGUAACUGUAAAAACCCAGGAGGUUACCAAGAGACAGUUUCCUGUGCCAGCAUUUCCCUCUUUUUCCUCUCAUUGAUCAAUAUUUCGCUCUUCACAGGGACAUAGUCAAUGACAAACCAAGUGCCAAGCAAGCAGGACACAACCCGUACUGUAAUUUCCAUUUUGCCACUGGCUACUUUCCAUCAGUGACUGAUAAAGUUGGUUGAUUGUAGCACCCCGUGUGCCAAUCUGACCUUAGUGUCUCUGUUCCUUUUUUAUAACUCCGGCUCAAACAGUAACUGAAACUGAUAUUGUCUUAAAACAGUGAUGUGUUUUUUGUGUGAGUGAGUGAGUGGGUCGACUUUUUUGAAGUAUUUGCUAAGAAAAACCAAAGCACUUUGUACGGUACUUUUACAGUUCUGCACUUCCAGUUCAGCUGAAGAUGUGUAACGUGACUGCUUCACUGUUUUUCUGUUGACAAAUGACCUGGUGGUGGAAUUGAAUUGCACGGGCUGGACCACUACAGCUCUUAAAGGUUGGAUGUUGGAGGGACUGAAGUUGUUUUUUGUUGUUGUUGAUGCUCUUUUAUAAUUGACUGUACAAAAAAUAGUUUUUUGUUGAAUUGCAUGACAUUGGCUGCAAUAUUCAAACAAUAUGAAGAGUAUAUGGAGUACUUACUUACUAAACUUAGCCUGUGGAGACACUUGUUUUAUUUUACUACCAUAAAACAGUCGUGUUUUAAUGUGUGAAUGAGCUGAAAGUUUUUCUUUUGUUUUCAAACUUGGGAUUUUUUUUGUUUCUGGUCACAGAUGUGUUCACUGACAUGCUGGAGUAAAAUAUGUGCAAUCCUUUCUGUAGCCAUAAACAGCACCAAACAGACCAACACUCAAGGAUGCCUUCAACACUAAGGACUAUUUAACAGCAUCUUAACCAGCACAACAUGCAAAGAUUCAGUCUGUGUCUCUGCGUGUCACUAAUUGUUUGAUUUUGUACAUUUUCCUCACAGUACUUUAUGUACAACUUAUUUAUUAUUUCUAUAUUAUCUUUCAGAAACGAUGACAAACAAAUAGACUUUUCGUCUGAGGUUUAGUACUUUUUGUGUAGGCUGAUGUGUGAGAAAGUCAAACAGGACAGAUUUCAACGAUUACUCAGCUUUUUUUCCCUUCUCAUUUCGUUAUGUCUGCAAAUAACAUUAUACAUAAGCAAAAAUACUCACUUUCAUGUUUUUUUCUCUGUGUAAAAAUAGUUGAGUGACAGAUUUCCGUCUUGGUUUUCUGAAGCAUCUCUUCUUUACUGUCUUCCUCUGUUUCCGCCAGUAAGGUCAGAUCAUGUAUUCAUAAAGGAUCUCGCGGUGUGAUCUGAGACUUCUUUGAUUCACGGUAAAGAUGAUACAGUCAUACAGCCUCAACAGUCUUUCUAGACCAGUAUUUCUGUUCUUGGAGAUUUUAUGAAUAUGGAUCAUGAACUGAGACGCUGCAGCUUUGACAAUCCAAACUCUGCUGUUUAACUGUGGGUGUGUUUGCCCUCUCUCCAACUAGAACUGUAUGCCUUGCAAAUAAAGGAAAAACUCCUCACUCUG
Molecule: messenger RNA, 6992 nt
Organism: Acanthochromis polyacanthus (spiny chromis)
Lineage: Eukaryota; Metazoa; Chordata; Actinopteri; Pomacentridae
Gene: pde4ca
Product: phosphodiesterase 4C, cAMP-specific a
Exons: 10
Coding region: 2308-3924 (538 amino acids)
Biological process (GO): signal transduction
Cellular component (GO): perinuclear region of cytoplasm; cytosol; nucleus
Molecular function (GO): 3',5'-cyclic-AMP phosphodiesterase activity
Source: RefSeq, a predicted model, not a curated record